Molecule: messenger RNA, 567 nt
Organism: Tetrahymena thermophila SB210
Lineage: Eukaryota; Ciliophora; Oligohymenophorea; Hymenostomatida; Tetrahymenidae
Exons: 3
Molecular function (GO): protein heterodimerization activity
Source: RefSeq, a predicted model, not a curated record
AUGUCUAAAAAUUAAGAAGAUAAAAUUCCAGAAAUUUAAGCAUCAUACGUUCUUAACUUUCUUAAAGCAAAAAUAGGAAAAGAUACAGUUAUUUCAUCUAAUUUUAGAAAAGAAUUCUCAAAAUGUCUUUCUUUGUUUUUAUUUUAUUUAGCUACUAUUGCGAAACAUGGCUAAGGCGAUUUAAAGAAAAAAAUUAAUAAAAAUAUCUUAUUUAAGGCUUUGUCUGAUAUUGGCUUUGAAGAUUUUGCUGAAUAGUUAGAGGAAAUGUAAAUUGACUUUAAGCAAAAUCCUUCUGUUAGGACUCAAUAAAAAUAAGCUUCAAAAAACGAACAUGAAGAUGAUCUUCUAUCAGAGCAUAAAAAUUAAAAAAAUGAACUAGAAGAAGAAGAUAAAUAAGAUGAUAUUUAAAGUGAUGCUUCUGGUUAAGAUUUAUAAGAAGUAGAUUUAAAUUAAGGAGAAUAAUAAAAUAUUGAAUAAAAUGAAAAGCCACAAGAAUUUAUAUUAGAUUAGAUAAAUAGAAUGCAACCUUAAUUAAAUAAAAAUGAUGAAUAUGAGGAAAUUUUUUGA